AUGGAACCUAUCAUGGUUACAUGGUUUGAACUUAUCGAAGAGUUCUGGAUGACUUCCGAUCCUGGUGCAAUUGCAAUCACGGAUGCACGGUACUGUGAUGCGUCCUACAGCUCCAUAGGACUAUGUUCGCAAGACAAGGCACAGGCAGUACUUGGAAUUGAAAAUGCCGCGUUUCUUAUGUAUCAUAAUGCUAAUGAUAUUGUCCGUGGCAAUGAUAUAGUCGAGUCAAAAUAA
Messenger RNA from Strongylus vulgaris, 234 nucleotides. The record is from the annotation of a GenBank genome assembly. NCBI's taxonomy places the organism in Eukaryota, Metazoa, Nematoda, Chromadorea, Rhabditida, Strongylidae.